AUGAGUUCUAUAAAAGUAAAAAUGUUGGGACAAAUCGUUUUGAAAUUUUUAACAGGAGACGAAUUUAACGAAGAAAAAGCAACGAAAUUAGUUUCUGAUGCUAAAUUAGACGAAGAUGAUAUGAAAGGUUGCGUUGCUGCCAUAUCUCAAAUAUUCACGUCUUCUGCUAGAUACGGAAUAGAAGAAGAUGUUUUAAAUAACGAAUUACAACAAUUGGGAUUACCCAAAGAACACGCUACAGCAUUAGGAAAAGUUUAUAACGAAAAUAAUAAUAAUCUAACGGAAAUCCUUUCUAAAAAAUCUCUUAGAACGAGCGUUUUAGAAGAUGUCAAUUGCGAUAUUUCAAAUGUUGAAAACGAGAAAUCGAACUCGAUAU
This is a messenger RNA of Pediculus humanus corporis (human body louse), 376 nucleotides long. RefSeq names its product COMM domain-containing protein, putative. The record is from RefSeq and is a predicted model, not a curated record. Lineage: Eukaryota; Metazoa; Arthropoda; Insecta; Psocodea; Pediculidae. The transcript is spliced from 5 exons. The annotation marks the transcript as partial.